CAAGCCUGCGGUUGCGGAGACCGACCGGUGUCUGCGUCGCCGCCCUGAGCGACUUUUAAUCGACCGUGAAACGAGAGAAUCCCGGACGAUGGCGUUCAGGAAAGCCGUGAAGCGGACGGCGAUCAUCGGCGGCGGGUCGCUCGCCGCCGUCUUCGGCCUCUCGCAGCUGAUCGAGUACAAGAAGACGCAGCAUGGAUUGGCUCGGUUGGCCCGCGUGGCGUUGGAGGCGGAGCUAAAGGUGCCCUUCGCAAACGAGCUGCCCACCCGGCAGGCCCAGCUCGCCGCCCUGCAGGACCCGGAGGGGUUUGACGUCCUGGUGGUCGGGGGAGGGGCCACGGGGGCGGGAUGUGCCUUGGACUCCGUCACGCGCAACCUCCGGACGGCUCUGGUGGAGAGGAACGACUUCUCCUCGGGGACGAGCAGCCGGAGCACCAAGCUGAUCCACGGCGGCGUCCGCUACCUGCAGAAGGCCAUCAUGCAGCUGGACUACGAGCAGUACAUGAUGGUGAAGGAGGCCCUCCGCGAGCGAGCCAACCUCCUGGACAUCGCGCCGCACCUGUCGGCGCCGCUGCCCAUCAUGCUCCCCGUGUACAAAUGGUGGCAGCUGCCGUACUACUGGGCGGGCAUCAAGAUGUACGACCUGGUGGCCGGCGUCCAGAACCUGAAGAGCAGCUACGUGCUGAGCAAGAGCAAAGCGCUGGAGCACUUCCCCAUGCUGAAGAAGGACAAGCUGGUGGGCGCCAUCGUGUACUACGACGGGCAGCACAAUGACGCCCGUAUGAACCUGGCCAUCGCCCUCAGCGCCGCCCGUUACGGUGCCGCUGUCGCCAACUACACCGAGGUGGUGCGGCUGCUGAAGGCGACGGACCCGCAGGGCGGCGAGGAGAAGGUGUGCGGCGCCCGCUGCAGGGACGUCCUCACAGGGCAGGAGUUCGACGUGAAGGCCAAGUGUGUGAUCAACGCCACGGGGCCGUUCACCGACUCCCUGAGGAAGAUGGACUGCCAGGAAACCCCAAAUAUCUGCCAGCCCAGCGCCGGCGUGCACAUCGUCAUCCCCGGCUACUACAGCCCUGACAACAUGGGUCUUCUCGACCCGUCCACGAGUGACGGGCGCGUCAUCUUCUUCCUGCCCUGGGAGAAGAUGACCAUCGCCGGGACGACGGACUCGCCCACCAGCGUGACGGCCCACCCCAUCCCGGGGGAGGACGACAUCAACUUCAUCCUGAGGGAGAUCCGCAACUACCUCAGCCCCGACGUGGAAGUGCGCCGAGGAGACGUGUUGGCGGCGUGGAGCGGCAUCCGGCCGCUGGUGACCGACCCCAACUCCAAGGACACGCAGUCCAUCUGCAGGAACCACAUCGUCAGCAUCAGCGACAGCGGCCUGGUCACCAUCGCCGGUGGGAAGUGGACCACCUACAGGUCCAUGGCCGAGGAGACGCUGGACGCGGCCGUGAAGACCCACGGCCUGUCGGCGGAGCCGUGCAAGACCGUGGGCCUGAUGCUGGAGGGCGCCAAGGGCUGGACGCCCACGCUCUACAUCCGCCUGGUGCAGGACUACGGCCUGGAGAACGAGGUGGCUCAGCAUCUGGCCGCCACGUACGGCGGCAAGGCCUUCGACGUGGCCAAGAUGGCGCAGGUCACCGGGAAAAGAUGGCCGAUCGUGGGGAAGAGGCUGGUGUCCGAGUUCCCGUACAUCGAGGGCGAGGUGCUGUACGCCAUGAAGGAGUACGCCUGCACGGCCAUCGACGUCAUCGCCCGCCGCACGCGGCUCGGCUUCCUGAACGUGCAGGCGGCCGAUGAGGCGCUGCCCCGCGUGGUGCAGAUCAUGGGGAAGGAGCUGCAGUGGAGCGAGGAGCAGAAGACGGCCGAGCUGGAGGCCGCCAGGAAGUUCUUGUACCUGGAGAUGGGCUACAGGUCUCGCUCCGAACAGAUGACCAAGACCUCCGAGUUCAACCUGGACAACCAGGAAGUGGCCAGGUACAAGAAGCGCUUCCACAAGUUCGACAAGGAGAGCCGAGGAUUCAUCACGACCCUGGACGUCCAGCAGGUCCUGGAGAGCAUCAACGUGCACAUCGAUGAGAACGCGCUGCACGAGAUCCUCAACGAGGUGGACCUGAACAAGAACGGCCAGGUGGAGCUCGACGAGUUCAUGCAGCUGAUGAGCGCCGUGAAGAAGGGCCAGGUGUCCGACAGCCGGCUGGCCAUGCUGAUGAAGACGGCCGAGGAGACGCUGGAUAAACGAGGCCCGGUGACGGUGGACCGGAGCGGCGGCGGGGUCUGAUCCCCGAGGACCCCCAGAGGACCAACUCAGCCCAUGGUCUGUUGUUGUUGUUUUUGUUUAAAAAAAGGGGGUUUCAUGCAAAUAAGGCGCUAUUUGAAUGACAAUAACGCAAUCAGGCGCACAAAUCUGGCCGAAUCCCCCCCCCCCCUACCUGAGUGAAAUCAGAUCUUAAGACGGAGGUGUGUGUGUGUGUGUGUGUGUUCUCAUCCCGUGCCUCUGGUGUUGCACAGCGCUUGUGUGUUUUUUCUACCGUCUUUUAAACUUUUCAUAAAUCAUUUUUUUUUUUACGCGCGCUUUUUUAUUUUGUUAAUGAUAUAAAAAUGCUCUUAAAGGUCACUGGAAAUAAUCACGCAGAGACGAACACGUUCAGCUAAACAGACAUUACGCUUUAGGAAUAUAUGAUGAAUUAAUGCAGAUUUCUUGGGGUUACAUUUUUCAUAUUUUACCUGCAAAUCGAUAAAAAAUCACCAAUUAUUUACAGGAACACCAAAGAAAUGUAUGAAUGUGCCGUUUGAGCUCAUCGGGUUAUUUAAUGUUUCUUAAAGUUUCCUGUUGGCGACUUCUUACUCCAUUUAUUGCACUAGCAGUAAACUACUGAGCAAGAGGCUUUUAUUCUGAUUUUUUCCAUUUAUAUAUAUAUAUAUGUAUUAUGUAUUUGUCCUUAUGUUACUGCAGCCAAUCAAACACAGAGAUUUAAACGUGUGUGUGUGUGUCCCUGAGAGUGAGACGUGGCGCCACAUGUUUUUCAUUGUUUGGGUGUUUUUACAAACGUGUGAAUGGUGUGUGUGUGUGUGGUGUGUCUCACGUGUGUGUGGUGUGUGUCAUGUGUGUCAUGUAUGUGCCUCGAUGUGCCUCCUUUUCACGACGCACCUCGACCAACACGAGGAGUCAUGUUCCAGAAUGUAAACUAUUUGAAUCGCAUGUUAUAUAAAGAACAUUAUUUAAAGCG
Molecule: messenger RNA, 3230 nt
Organism: Pseudoliparis swirei
Lineage: Eukaryota; Metazoa; Chordata; Actinopteri; Perciformes; Liparidae
Gene: gpd2
Product: glycerol-3-phosphate dehydrogenase 2 (mitochondrial)
Exons: 18
Coding region: 89-2281 (730 amino acids)
Biological process (GO): glycerol-3-phosphate metabolic process
Cellular component (GO): glycerol-3-phosphate dehydrogenase (FAD) complex; mitochondrion
Molecular function (GO): calcium ion binding; glycerol-3-phosphate dehydrogenase (quinone) activity
Source: RefSeq, a predicted model, not a curated record